Salvia splendens (bonfire salvia) is the source of this 1446-nucleotide messenger RNA. Its product is annotated as probable WRKY transcription factor 48. The record is from RefSeq and is a predicted model, not a curated record. The transcript has 3 exons. Bases 179 to 1189 code for a protein of 336 amino acids. Gene Ontology annotation, molecular function: sequence-specific DNA binding; DNA-binding transcription factor activity. Gene Ontology annotation, biological process: regulation of DNA-templated transcription. Lineage: Eukaryota; Viridiplantae; Streptophyta; Magnoliopsida; Lamiales; Lamiaceae.
UAAAAAAACAGUAAAAAGAAAUUUACGCGGGGCCAAGCUGUAAUCCAAAAAUCGCAUCCCCACAAAAAAAGAGAUUGUGAAAAAGAAAAGCAACUUCUCAAUCUCUCUUCUUUCACACUUCAUCUCUCUCUCUCUCUCUCAUGAAAUGAAGAACCUAUGAUGCUCUUGACGAAGACAUAUGGAGGAGGAAAAGAGCAAAGAGCCGACAACAAGAGAGGACUCAGAGCCACCAAAACCAUCAAUAUCAGAUUACAAAAAUCAUAAUCAAACCAUGAUGAUGAUUAAUCAAGAAAUCUGCAGCAACACCAACACCAACGCCUUAUUCGAUGAUGCUGAUCAUCUUCUUCUUCACAGAAGCUUCAUGGACGAUCACGAGUUCUCCUGCCCUUCUUCUGCAUUCGACGAUUUUUUUCUGCAUAAUAUGAUCUCGGAGCCUAUGCCGCCGCCGCCGCCGCCGGAGAGCUCCACCCCCAACGCCUCCUCCAUCUCCUCCUCCUCCGCCGAGGCCGCCGCCAACGAUGACCGGAAAAAGAUCAAUCAAGUUGUUGAUGAGGAUGAAGAGGAAGAAGAAGCAAAUAAUGAAGACAAGAGUAAGAAAGUAUUGAAACCAAAAAAGAAAAAUCAGAAAAGGCAAAGAGAUCCAAGAUUUGCUUUCAUGACAAAGAGUGAGAUCGAUCAUUUGGACGAUGGGUAUCGAUGGAGAAAGUACGGCCAAAAAGCUGUGAAAAACAGCCCUUUUCCCAGGAGCUACUAUCGUUGCACUAGUCCAGCAUGUGGUGUGAAGAAGAGAGUGGAGAGAUCUUCCGAAGAUCCAUCAAUUGUUGUCACAACCUACGAAGGCACGCACACUCACUCCUGCCCCAUCACGCCACGUGGCGCUGUCGGCUUCGGCAUUUCCCCGGCCGAAGUCCCCUCCCCCGCCUUCCACCAAGGUGGCGCUUCGUCGUCCCUUUUCGCCAUGCCUCAAAUUCAUCACUAUCCGCCCCAACAACAACAACAACAACAGCAACAAGGACGACCGUAUUUUACAAACUUGACACAAGCAUCACCUUUGAGUUUUGGGAAUAGUACUAAUUCUAGGGUUCCACCUCCAAUUUUGCCAUCAUCAACAAGUAGUGGAUCGAGAGAUUAUGGUCUUCUUCAAGACAUGCUGCCAUCUGAGAUGUUGAAGGAGCCAAAAGGGGAGUAGAGAGUAAGUUUUUUUUUUCUUUUAGUUGGUAGAAUAAUUCAUAUUUUUAUUUUGUCAUAUUUAUUAGCUAACUAGAUUUCGCAUUUAGGGGUUUGCUUUAUGUGUGAAUCCCAUUUCAUAGCCUAGCUCUAUUGAUCAUGUAAAAUUGUUGUCUAGGAGGGAUUAGUUCUUUUGUUUGUUAUUGUAUUUAUACACUUUAAUUUCAUCUACAUAUGGAUAGUUUUUUAAUUUAAGUUAUAUGAAACACCAUUUGUGAA